Toxorhynchites rutilus septentrionalis is the source of this 33806-nucleotide messenger RNA. Its product is annotated as xylulose kinase. Gene Ontology annotation, biological process: D-xylose metabolic process; xylulose metabolic process. Gene Ontology annotation, molecular function: D-xylulokinase activity. The record is from RefSeq and is a predicted model, not a curated record. The coding region runs from base 785 to 2248 and encodes 487 amino acids. The transcript has 5 exons. NCBI's taxonomy places the organism in Eukaryota, Metazoa, Arthropoda, Insecta, Diptera, Culicidae. Gene Ontology annotation, cellular component: cytosol.
GUGAUGUGCUUACACUCACACCAAUGCACCAGUUAGCAUAGAACCGAACGAGGCCUUUCAUCUCCCUUGCUCGUCAGUUCACUUUCGUUAGCAGUCCCACAGGCAGGACGUGCGCGUUAUAGCUCCGCGAUACUCGGGCGAUUGCCAGCGGCAAAAUGGCAGACUCCACAUUUGGCGAUCCUGCCAGGAGGUGAUGCGGAAGGGACCAGGCUGGACGAACCUAUCUUGGGAUGAGUGAGGUACGUGUUCUGUUUGCUCAACCAUGAAAUCGUUCACAUCGUCAAACAACUGUCAGCACACAUCAUAAAGAUGGAAAACACUUCAAACAUUUAUCGGAUCGCGUAUUUGCUGAAAACGCGAUGACAGUUCCAACGACAAAGUUCUGCCCGCAAAGCAACAGAAACUCCGGGCACAUAGCGCAAGCCAAGUAUAGCUGUUUGCUACGAGUUGCAAUUUUAUGCGUAUGAUGAGUUGGAAUCUUUUUAUAGAGUUUUAUCAGCCUGAGGGCAUCCGUAUACUAGCACAUAGGAUUUGACAGCGUCAAACAUGUCCGGGUCGCAAAUGCAAUUUGCGACCACUGUCACUCGCGAGAACUGCCAAACUCUCAAGCUGGUGUAAAACAAGGCACUUAACAUACUACCAGCUUAAAGCCGUACUACUUAAUGCGAGGCUAGAAAAUGUGGCCCAUGCCGAGGUUAAAUUCGAUUCCGAUCUCCCGGAGUUUCGCACCAGCGGUGGAGUAAACGCUGGAGCGGCCAAAAAUGAAUUCUACGUCCAGCCGGUGAUGUGGGUGAAGGCACUGGACAUGGUCCUGGAUCGCCUGGUGGUGCAAGGGGGUGAUCUGAGCACGGUAAUGGCCGUGAGUGGUUCGGCCCAGCAGCACGGUUCGCUCUACUGGUCGCGCAAUGGGGUCCACACACUGCAACAUCUGGAUGCCGAUAAAUUCUUGCACACCCAAAUUGACGACUCGGCAUUCACCGUCCAUCGGACCCCCAUCUGGAUGGAUAGUACCACAGUCAAGCAGUGCGAAGCGAUGGAGGAAACGGUUGGCGGUCGGGAGAAAAUGGUGGCGAUCACCGGAUCUAAGUGCUAUGAGCGCUUCACUGGACCGCAGAUACGCAAGGUUUAUCAGCAGCGCCCCGAUUGCUACCGGAACACGGAACGCAUUUCUUUGGUCAGUAGUUUUCUGGCCUCGAUCUUUCUGGGGGAAGUCGCACCGAUUGAUUUCUCCGAUGGUUCCGGUAUGAAUUUGCUGGACAUCAGGAAGCGCGCUUGGUCCGAGGUCUGUCUGACUGCCUGUGCUCCGAAUUUGGAGAGCAAACUUGGAAUGGCGGUGCCAACAAAUUCGGUGAUCGGGAAGAUUGGGCAGUUUUUUGUGCAGCGGUACAAUUUUAACACAGCUUGCAAGGUGGUGGCAUUUACCGGGGAUAAUUUGUCUGCCCUAGCUGGGAUGACCAUCGGAGAUAAUUGGCUAGCGCUUUCGCUAGGAACAAGCGAUACAAUCAUGAUGAAGCUCAACGAACCGCCCAAUCUGCAGGAAGGACAUGUGAUGGUGCAUCCAACCGAUGAUGGUUACAUGGGUCUGCUGUGCUUCCGCAACGGUUCUCUCGUGCGCGACAUCUUCAAGCGUGCUGAAGCGAACGACAACUGGGAAAACUUUAGCGAACUACUGGAUUCCACCCCACGGGGAAACUUUGGAAACAUUGCACUCCAUUUCAUCUCGAAAGAAAUCAUUCCACCAAUCAAGGGGUCCCUUCGGUGGAAUAAAUCUUCCAACUUGGACGAUCCGGAAGCUGCCCGAGGGGUGCUAAAAUACAGCUCUCCACAGAACGAAAUCCGUGCGCUGGUAGAAGGACAAAUGCUAACCAGGAAAGCGUACGCCACUGAGAUGGGAUUCAGUUUCGGCGAGAAUACUCGAAUUUUGGCUACCGGUGGAGCCUCCGCCAAUAAAUCUAUCCUUCAGGUUGCCUCGGAUGUGUUCAACGCACCUGUCUACACCCAGAAGACUACGGAAGCGGCACUGCUCGGUGCGGCCUAUAGAGCCAAAUACGUUCUCGAGCUGACCCGGGCGAAGGAACGUGGGAGCUCGAAGACACUUGAUUCAUACUAUGAGUAUAUCCGUAAAUUGCUUCCCGAGCACAGUACGGUGCGGGUUUGUGAUCCAUCCCAGGACAGUAGCGAUAUUUACGGCCAGAUGCUUGAACGCCACCAUCAAAUGGUGCAGUACAUGACGGAUCAUCAAGAUUGAGUGGGUAAAACGGGCUGACGGAUAGGAUAAGAGCGCUUUGAGCAUUCCAUUUUGUUACAGUAUAAGAUACUAAUCGUGAGAAUCGUGCUAUCAUCCAUACCACAGCGAUUUUUAAUAUGCUAGUGUAAGAUGGAUUAGGAACCUUUUUUCUGUGUCUAGAUAAUCUAGGGAGAUUUGAUCUGAAAUGCUAAUCCCAUCUUGUACUACUUUAGUGGGCUUCCUGGCUUUCGGACAUAUCGGUUUUCAAACAAGAGUUGUUCUCCGAGUCUUCGUUUCUCCGACUCUGUUCGUCAUUUUAUUAACUCAUUUUUCAUACCUUAAAUCUAGUACUACAAUAAAAAUAUAUGGCAGAAGAAAGUGGGAGUUGUCUUAGAAGCUUUAGUUAUUUACUGCCCAUCCAAUCAGAAAUGAAUGGUAAGCAAAACAUAGUUAUACAAUCAAACGCGCGAAUGGUACGCCAGUUGCGAAACCAUAAAUAAAUGAAAACAUGCUUGCAAAAUGCGCUGAGCGUUCUAUGAAGUUUGCUGCGCACGCGGAAAUGAGUUGACCUAGUAACGCUUGUAAACACAAGUGUUCUGGUUGAAGUUUCAAUAUUUGGGCGACACAGUAAACAUGUAUGUUACUGUCGCUUCGUUAUUUUUAUUAUGCCAUUUGCGGAAGUAUACAAAUGAGUAAGCUAACGGGUUUUGAAAUAUGUGACGUUGAAAAAUGGGUUGAAUUUCUUAUUGAAAGGAUUUGAAGAUUUGAUCUCUUGAGAGAGAUUGGAAUUUAAAAUAGUUAGAAUACAUCAUCGAAAAUAGUUAUAGUACAUCAUCCCCCUUUAGGUGAAUGAUGUAACAUAGUGGAAACAUUCAAAAGCAUUAACAAUGCCUCUGGAAAAAAAAAUCAAAGAUUGCUUCAGACACUCUUACAAAAAAAUUCUUUUUAUUUAAUAUAUUUUACAAUAUAAUUUUUAAUUAUUUAUUGCCAUCUUUCAUUUUUUUAUAACACAAUUUCUUAAAUUUUUAUUAGCCUAUUUUUAUGUACUCUAAAUGCUUGUUGUGAUAUUUGAUGUAUUAUUUCACAAUUUGGUUCUUCUAUUUCUUUUACUACAUAUGGUCCGUUGUAAAAUGAAUCUAAUUUUUUUUUCGUUUAAAUUUUUGUUUCAUAAGUUCUUGUUUCGCUAAUUCAUGUGAUUUUUGUAGUUUGUAUUUCAAUUCUUUGCUGUAUAGUUCAAAAUUAUAUAUUGGAUCAAUUCUUCCUGUUUGUAAACAUUGUAAAUUUGGUGUUAUUGGUUUUGUUCCAAAUACUAAUUCAUAUGGAGUAAAUCCAUGUCCUGAAUGAGGUGUUGAGUUAUAGUUAAAAGCAUAAAAUUGAAGCCAAUCAUCCCAGUCUGUAUGGUGUUCACUGGCAAAGGAUCUCAGAUACUCAUUGAGACAUCUGUGAUUUCGCUCUAGUGAUCCCAUAGUCUGUGGAUGAUAUGCUGUUGCAAAAGUUUGUUUAAUUUGGAGUAAUUUGCAAAUUUGUUCUAGCACUUCGUUUUUAUAUUCAGUCCCUUGGUCUGAUUUCAAUUCCAAAAAUGUACCAUAUAUGAGGAUAAAAUUUUCUACUAAGGCUUUUGCUAUAACGUUUGCUUCCUUAGUUUGUAUUGGUAUCAAUGUAAUAUAUUUGGUUAAUUCACAUUGUAUGGUAAUAGCAUAUCUGUUGUUUUUAAUAGUUUUUGGAAGUGGUCCUAUAGUAUCUAUAGAGACAACUUCAAAAGGUUUCGAAGGUGAGGUUGUAAUAACUAAUUUUUCUCUAGUAUGUGUUGUUAUUUUAUUGAUUUUACACAAUUCACAGGCCCUUAUGAAUUGCGCAAUUGUCUUUUUCAUAUUUUUCCAUGUAUACCAUUCUCGAAGUUUUCUGUACAGUCGAUGCUGUCCACUAUGUCCUCCGAGUGGUGUUUCAUGGUUUUCCCUCAGAAUUCUUUGUAUUUCGCAAGGAUCACUAAUGAACUUUGCUGGUUUAAAAAUUAAAAUUUUAAUAUUUUUAAGUACACGGUUACACAAUUGUUUUAAAAUUCCGGCCGGAAUAAUGUUGAAUAUAUCAUCGUCAAAUGGUAGCGCUAUUAUUUCAAUAUUCAUUUUCUUCAUAUUAUUAUCAAGUUUUGAAAAGGCAAACUCUAAUGUUUGAUUUCCAUUGUAUAUUUGUGUUUCAAACUCAUACACGAAUGUAGGGUGUUUAGUGUACGGCGCUCCAUAGUAUAUUGUAAAUUUGAGAUUAUUUCUGUGUGCUUUAACCAUAAGCUUAGGUAAACGUUUAACUUUAGUUUGAUUUUCGAUGUCAUACAUAGCAAGGUGAUCAAUCUCGCUAGUAUUAACACUUUUUUCCUUAGUAAUAUCUUGUUUAUUUUUCCUCGUCAUUGCUCUUGUAUUAACCUUGAGUACAGAGAGUUGUUUUAACUCAUCCGAAGAGGUUACAAUCCGUGAUAACGCAUCAGCACAAACAUUAGAUUUUCCUUUUAUAUAUUCUAUUGUAAAGUCGUAAUCUGAUAGAUCAAGCCUCAUCCUAGUUAAUUUUGAUGUGGGAUCUUUCAUUCCAAAAAGAAAGACUAGAGGUCUGUGGUCUGUUCUUACUAAAAAUUUUCUACCAUAAAGAUACGCUUUGAAGUGAUUAACUGCCCAAUGAAUGGCAGUUAGUUCUUUUAAAAUAACGGCUUUAUUUUUUUCGCCUUUUGUAAAAGUUUUACUAGCAAAUGCUAUUGGAAGAUCAUUGCCAUUUAUAUUUUGAGAUAACACUGCUCCACAUCCAACAUCGGAUGCAUCAGUAGUGAGAAUAAAAUUUUUUGAAAAAUCUGGAAAUUGUAAUGUUGUCGGUGACAUCAGAUACUGUUUAAGCGUUUCAAAAGCUUGUUGGCACUGCAAUGACCAAAUAAAUUGAACGUUUUUCUUUAGUAAUUGGUUUAAUGGGUGUGCUAUUAUUGCAAAAUUUGGCACAAACUUGCGAUAGUAGUUGCAAAAAGCAACAAAUCGUCUUACAUCAUCGUUAUUUUUAGGUACCGGAUAAUUCAGUACAGAUUCAUAUUUCGAGUCGUCAGGCAGAAUACCAUUGUCGGUUAUUUUGUGACCUAAAUACGUUACUUCGGUGCUAAAGAAUUUACACUUUUUCGCGUUUAAUUUCAAAUUGUACUUUCUUAAUCUGUCAAAAACUGUUGCUAAAUUUGUCAAGUGGUGUCGGAUCGAACAUCCUACCACGAUAAUAUCAUCUAUAUAGACGAAAGCCAUUUCAGGUGUUAAACCUGCCAUUGCGAUCGUCAUCAUUCUUUGAAAGCUAUUUGGACUAAUGUUUAAUCCAAACGGUAAUCUAGUAAAUUGAUAGUGUCCUGAUUGUGUAGAAAAGGAAGUGUAUUUUCUCGAAUCUUCAUCUAAAUGUAUUUGAUGAAAACCUGACAUUAAGUCAAAUGUUGUAAAAAAAUUUGCUCGACCAAGUUGAUCAAGAAUAGUAUCAAUUCUCGGCAGUGGAAACUUAUCUGCUAGUAUUUUCUUAUUUAGUUGUCGAAAAUCAACAACUAGACGCCAUUUCUUUGUACUGUUUUCUGCCUUUUUAGGAACUAACAAAAUAGGAUUAUUGUAUGGCGAUACUGAUGGUUCUAUUAUGUUUUCUUUCAGCAUCUUACAUACUUGGUUAUUAAUUUCUUCACUUUGUGAAUGUAUAGUUUUAUAAUUAGGUAUAUAUACAGGGACAUUAUCGAUUAAAUUAAUAUUUUGGCUAUAAAAAUUAUUCUUUGAUAGUGUUUCAUUUGGUAAACAGAACACAUCUGCAUAGUUUUUUAUUAGUUUAAAAAAUUGAUUUUUCGCGAAUUGUGGGAUAUUUUCCAUAUCAAUCUCAUUAAUUAUUUCAUUGAUCCGCACUUUAUUGCUAGGAUUAUUUAUUUUCAUAUUAAAUGAAUAGUAAAUUCGUAAUGGUUCCAUAAUUGGGCUAAACUUAUCUAUAUAUACAGAUUUAUCUGUAGUAUUUACAAAUUUUAUACAAGGAUUAUUGGGAGAAAUUAUGGUGUUUCCACAGAUUAUUCCAGGUUGGAUUUCUUUGGAGAAAACUACCAUAUCUUCCGUUAUAUUUAAUGAUGAAAUGUUUCUAAUCACUUCACUCCGGCUAGGUAAAAUAAAUCCAUUAUUUAUACUAUCCUCUAUUGGAACUUCGAUCUGAUGGUUAUCGAAAUAAAAUUUCAAUAGCCAUUGAUCGUAGUCUAUUAUGCAUCUAUAUUUACAAAAGAAAUCACGGCCUAAUAUGCCGUCCGUCGGUAUUGGGAAAUUAUUGUCUACAAUCUGAAGGUUGUGCCUAAGUGUAAGGCCAUUAUCAAAUUGCAAUAUUGUCUCUGUUUCCGCGAUGGUUUCGGUUGUACCAUCGGUAACACCUGUUAUUUGAAAUCGCUUCAGUGGGUCAAUUUUCUGCAACGUUGAAAUUUUUCCCCGUUUGAAAACAGAUAUGUCCGAACCAGAAUCAAUUAUGAAUGAACAUUUGGCGCCAGUCAUAUGUACGAGUAUCGUAAUAAAGUUUGUUGCACCCAGAUUCAUUGCAUACGUUGUUCUGAUUACGGGCGUUGUCCUAAAAAAUUAUAUUGAGGUAGUACCUGCUGACCUUCAGUUUGGUUUAACUGAUUCAGCAUGUUUUGUGUUUGUCCAAACGGUGCAUGUGUAAAACUGACACCGUUUUCGAUGUUUGGUAUAUUAACUUGUGGGACAGCGAGUAACUGAGUCGCUGCCCCCGUGUAUAUUCUUUGUUGUUGUUGAAAGUUUCGAUUUGCGUUAGCGUCUCCUCUUUGUUGUCUAUUUCCAUUGAAACCAUUCCGUACGAAAUUCAUACUGCUAUUAUUGUUAUAAUUUCUGUAUGAGUUGUGUUUAUUGUGUGAUCGUUGACCUCCGUUCACUCGGUGAAAUUGAUUGCGUCCCAUUUGUAGGUUGUUAGUAUAUUGAGGCCUAUUAUUGCCUCUGUUUGGGUUAUUUGACCGAUUGGUGUAUUGAAAGUUUCGGUUUGUUUGUCUACUCAUGUUGGCAACUAAGACCUGGGCGUUAUUUUCAGGGUUUUCGUUGACUUUGAUAAUAGCUUGCUUGAUGUCUGUAAAAUUUCCAGCUUUUAAAAUUAAUUUAAUUUCAUUGGAUUGAAUCCCAUUUAUAAGGGAUUCCAACCCAACUCUUGUUGCCAUAUUAUUUGCAACGUCUUCUGGAACCUUUUGUUCCAAAUAAAGGCUUUUUAACUUAAGUGUGAGGUUUUCUACUUCCUCACAGAAAUCAACAGUUGACGCUUUUUUCUUGAUUUGCUUUAGUUUAGCAAUCAAGGACUCUGGUUUCUCAUAGCUUUUGCAUCGUUCUUUAAUAUUUGCGGCGAUGGCUUGGAGACUGUUCAAGUCACUUGGCAAGCCUGAUCUCGCCUUAUUAGUUAGUCUGGUUUUAAUGAAUUUUACGGCUGUACCCAUGUGUUCAGCCUUAGUGGUCUCCUCAAGAAGGUUUAUUGCAUCAAUGAACGCUUCUAAAUUACCUGCUGAGCCAUCGUACAUUGGUACGAUGGCUGUCGCUUGCUUUAUGUCGAACGAAGUGUUCGUGGGUACCGGUUGAGGGGUAGUCAUUUUAAAAUUUUCUAUUUUACUCUCUAAAAUGCUUCUAAUAGAAAAAAAUGAGUUUCUUGCUGCUUUUGCUAUGAAACUCAACUCUGUACUUGACAAGUCGUCUUCGUGCAGUAUUAAUUUUGCUUGUAUAUCUUUAUAUAUUUCCUUCGCAUACUCCAACUUUGUUUGUAAUGUAGCUAGCUUAAAAGGUUUAUAAAUAGACUUUUUUAAAUUUCCAUCUAGCUGCAAUAAAAUGUUUAAAUCCUCAUUUAUGUCAUCAUACUUUGUCAUUACUUGACAAAAAAAAUAUUGAAAACUAGUAUAGAGGUAUGAUAUUUAUUUUAUUUGACUUGUGAUAAAAAUUGUGAUUUACAAUUUUGAAUUGUCUUCUAGGGGUAACCAUGUAAUGGGAUCAUCCCCCGGAAGUUCUCUAAUUCUCUUCAACAGUUCUUCCCACGUCAAGGGGUAACCUACUUCUAGAGGAGCGAAAGCUCCAGAUCCAUGUCCUCUUCCUAUUUCAUUUAGAAAUUCCAUAAAUUCAUUAAGUUCAUUGUCAUCCAUUCUAUUAUUUCUGGACAUCGUACAAAAAAAUCAGCAAUGUAAAAAAAAAUAUGUAUAUUUAAAUUUCUAAAUUAUUCUAGGACUUCUUCUUUAUUUUUUUUCAAUUCGACGGUUGCUAGAACUCGUCGAUCAUAUCCCAAAUUUCCUGUGAAAUUGGGUCUUCCAUUGCAAUUUACAAAUUUUUUGUUUAAAAAUUAUUCUUCCCCUACUUUCUUUUACAAUACCUGAUUUUCUUCGGAGUUUAAUCCCUUUUACUCCAUAGCGCUGCUUCCACGUUCCAUGUUGAUGACCAUUGGACCGGUUCGUUCGCUGGCUGCUGUAUCCUGGAUCGUUUAGUCCCCUCCGGAUCUAUUAUCUCCAUUUACGAGUUCACUUUCACAUGCUUUCAUAAAGUUCUUCAGUAGUAGUAGCCAAUAGGAUCUAUUAUCUCCAUUUACGAGUUCACUUUCACAUACUUUCAUAACGUUCUUCAGUAGUAGCCAAUAUGAUCAAUUAUUUCCAUUUACGAGUUCACUUUCACAUGCUUUCAUAAAGUUCUUCAGUAGUAGCCAAUAGGAUCAAAUAUCUCCUUUAAUGUACCCGAUGAGUACUCAAAAUGUCCUGUUAUUGAGGGCAAGCAAACUAGAGCUGUAUCAUGCUCAAUAUUACUUUUAAAUCUGUGGAAAAUAUUUCCUGAGGUAAUUGUAUUACAUAUUUCAGACAAGUCAUCAAGAUCUGCCGGAAGCUCCUUAAUUAAUUUCCUUUUCUCCUCCAUCAAGUACUCACAGAGUUUUAUUAAGUUAGACGCCCCCAGUUGCACAAGCCAAGAUCUCAUUUUUCCCAGUUUUAGCAGAGCUUUUGAGAAGCUUGACUUCUCCUGUAUAGAUAUUGUUGACCUCUUCAUUUUCUCCUUGGUAGUAGAUCCUAUAAAUGGUCUCAUAGGGCCAAAUCUCUUGAAACAGUUCUUCGGAUCAUCGAAGAUGGCUCCGGACACACGGACAAAUAUCCCCCUACCUUUUUCUUCUUUCCUAAUUUCCCCCACUUUUUUGUUCACCCCUGCAACACCCAAUUUUGUUAUUAUCUCAGUAAUACUCUUAUUACUGCAGUGAUAAAGAGUUAAGAAGAUGAAAUCGUGUAUCACUCUAAAUAAGAAACCAUUUGUCCCUUUGCUUCGGAUACUUAGAUGUACCCUGAUAUCAUCAGUGUUGAAGUGUACACGUUCAAUAAUCUCUAUAAGUUCAUCAUAAAAUUUUGGGCAGAGUAUAGAACAUCCAACACGAACCCCAAAAACCGAGAAUUUAUCACUCAAAAUCAUAGCUCUAUUAGGGGAUAAAUUGCAUAGCAUAUUGCUAAUCUGCAUAGCAACAGAAACAUAACUCUCUAGUCCUUUAAGUGUCAUCUUCAUGUCCCUCUUUAUGAAUUGUGCUCCAUGAGUUUGGAUCUUCUCUAACAUACUAUUUGUGAGACACAGGGCCUUGGGGGUCACCACUAAAUAUAUUUCUGGACCUGUUGGAUUACUCGAGAUAGGUUUGUAUAAGUCCCAGUGAAUACCUGGAACAUUAGAUAAGAUGGAGUUUACUUGUAGCCUUAAAUCUAUUAUCUGAAACAUCUUGAGAAUAAUUAUUGGACAAAAUUCUUUCAAUAUCCAUAGGACUGUGGUUUUUAGAAACUCUAGGUUAUUGGUCUCACUCUUUGACUCUGCAUCAAUAGUAACAAGUUCAGGCAAAUGCUUUCUCAUCAUCUUGGUCAUCUUACUCAGGAAAAUAGGAUGAGUAAUAUCAGUAUGUCCUGUGAUUAAAGGGUUGGGAGAAAUUAGUCUACUAAUAUCCAACAGGGUACUAGUUGCGGCAGGGACACUGAAAUCACCCGGUUUAUCUCUGUUACAGAUCUCAGGUUUCAUCCAUGUGUUGUACACCCCUUUCAUUUUGGGAAAUAUGUUAAGCAGAGUGGUAAUUGUUCCUCCAGAACCCUCUGCCAGACAAUAGACAACCCCGUGUGACUGUUGGAGCAUAUUCGCUGCACCAAUUAUUAGGAGGAUUUCGAGAAAUUUGUUUACUGCUGAUGAGAUCACCCCCAAAGGUCUCGCUAUAAAAGAGGCACAAGGUAUCGCAAUGUAACCUUCACCCUCAUUAGAUCUAGUGAUGUUGUAUUCCAAGAUUUCCGCAUAGGGAAUAAUUAAUCCUUGUACACUCCCUGUCAUAGAUAUUUUAGGUCGAUAUGGAUUGAGUAUAACUGAUCCUCUAGCACUACCUCUCCAUACAGCAAUGGCGUCCUCGGUUUCUAGCUUGGUGUAUUUAUCAGUCAUAUUUAAAGAAAUAAGAGAUAAUCGUAUGUUUCCUUGAGAGAUAUUAGACCUGGCACUUUUAUAUGUUCCUUCAGGGAUUUUCCUCUCUCUCACAAGUAGUUUUGAGAAGAAUUUUAAGCAUCUCAGAACUUGUUGUUUGCUUGUGUUAGAAAAUCUCCAUAUGUGAUAAUUGGUGAAUUUCUUUAUGUUCGAUUUGACAAAUGUAUUCAUCGCUCGGGAAAUGUAGGAUGACACCCCGUAAGCGCAAACAGUCAUACUAUGUUCUGGCCCUGAAACAUUAAAGAGUUCAAUAAGAUUAGGAACUAAAUCAGCUUCAAUUAGUAAUUCUGAUACAUAUAUGAAAGAUUUGUCAUCAAAAAAGGCAUCAAUCAUUCCUGGGCUUAUAAAGACCAAAUUACUGCAGUGACGUGAGUUUGCAAUCAUAGUUAUUAUUAUCCGUUCAAGGUCCAACUGCCUCAUAUCAUUUAUUGAUACUUGGCUCUUCUUAUGCAUUUCACGGCCCUUUUCGCCAGACGUGUGCUCAAUCCGAAAGUUGUCAUCAACGUUGGUUGCAAGAAUACAUCCUAUACUAUAUGACAUCAUAUCUCUAAUAUCUUCCUGAUUUUCAGGAGCAACUAGAUUGGACGCUUUAAUAUGGUAUGGGAUUGCGGUCAUCCAUUGAUAGCCCGGUUCGCUUAUUAGGUCGAUGUCCUUGUUCUCAAAUUCCUGUGUACACUUGCAGUUGUUGAAGGUUAUCAUAUAGCAUGGAUGAAUGAUAUUAAAAAGUUGACAAACUUGUGCAAAACACAUUGUCAUAUAAACAUAUAAGAGCUGGUAGAAGAUUGAGAAAUCUUUCCCACCUGCUGUCAUCUGUAAUAGCUUUCUUUACCACAUCAUCAAUAUUGAAUUGCUUACUUUCCCUGGGAGUGUUAUCUACAUUCCCCGAUUGCUGUAGUAAGUGCAUUAGAUGGUUGUUCCAUACCCUUUCCACGUCAAAUGCGAACUCUGCAUCUUGCAUCCCUAUCUUUUUCCCCAUAUCCCUCCCAGCUGAUUCAAUAUAAACACUUGCAAUAGCAUCCCAUCUACUUAUCCUAAAUGUUGGGAAGUCCAAUCUGCUUCUCUUUAUCUUCUCAAUUAUAGUUAUUGCAGUAUGGCUUAACCCUGCAGAGGGAUUUAGGAAGAUCCCGGUACUCAAAUUGUAAAGGUUAGCUGUUAUAUUGUGUACCUGGGGGAUAAGAUUUUGGAUGGCCGCGACAGUAUUGGAUAGUGUUAUAUCUAGUGGAGUAGUCUCAUCUGCAUUUGUUGUUGGUUUUGAGGGAGUGGAGAUUGGUUCUACUGGCUGAUUUAGGAGUGAUGGGUUUUGUGACACUGAUGGAGCACUUGCCUUUACAUCCUUGCCUGUGCUCUUCUCCAAAUUCUGCACCUCGUCAAUGUAACUCUCAUAUAGGUCAGCAAGACUUUCCAUUUGCUUGGCUGCUACACUUUUCUUGAAAGAUUUAAGGUAUGAAAAAUGAGUUAAUAAAAUGACGAACAGAGUCGGAGAAACGAAGACUCGGAGAACAACUCUUGUUUGAAAACCGAUAUGUCCUGUCACGGUCGCCAUUUAGUGGGCUUCCUGGCUUUCGGACAUAUCGGUUUUCAAACAAGAGUUGUUCUCCGAGUCUUCGUUUCUCCGACUCUGUUCGUCAUUUUAUUAACUCAUUUUUCAUACCUUAAAUCUAGUACUACAAUAAAAAGAAGAAAGUGGGAGUUGUCUUAGAAGCUUUAGUUAUUUACUGCCCAUCCAAUCAGAAAUGAAUGGUAAGCAAAACAUAGUUAUACAAUCAAACGCGCGAAUGGUACGCCAGUUGCGAAACCAUAAAUAAAUGAAAACAUGCUUGCAAAAUGCGCUGAGCGUUCUAUGAAGUUUGCUGCGCACGCGGAAAUGAGUUGACCUAGUAACGCUUGUAAACACAAGUGUUCUGGUUGAAGUUUCAAUAUUUGGGCGACACAGUAAACAUGUAUGUUACUGUCGCUUCGUUAUUUUUAUUAUGCCAUUUGCGGAAGUAUACAAAUGAGUAAGCUAACGGGUUUUGAAAUAUGUGACGUUGAAAAAUGGUGGCCAUCAUUAACUAGGAUGAUGGCUGAUAGAUCGAGCCUCAUCCUAGUUAAUUUUGAUGUGGGAUCUUUCAUUCCAAAAAGAAAGACUAGAGGUCUGUGGUCUGUUCUUACUAAAAAUUUUCUACCAUAAAGAUACGCUUUGAAGUGAUUAACUGCCCAAUGAAUGGCAGUUAGUUCUUUUAAAAUAACGGCUUUAUUUUUUUCGCCUUUUAUAAAAGUUUUACUAGCAAAUGCUAUUGGAAGAUCAUUGCCAUUUAUAUUUUGAGAUAACACUGCUCCACAUCCAACAUCGGAUGCAUCAGUAGUGAGAAUAAAAUUUUUUGAAAAAUCUGGAAAUUGUAAUGUUGUCGGUGACAUCAGAUACUGUUUAAGCGUUUCAAAAGCUUGUUGGCACUGCAAUGACCAAAUGAAUUGAACGUUUUUCUUUAGUAAUUGGUUUAAUGGGUGUGCUAUUAUUGCAAAAUUUGGCACAAACUUGCGAUAGUAGUUGCAAAAAGCAACAAAUCGUCUUACAUCAUCGUUAUUUUUAGGUACCGGAUAAUUCAGUACAGAUUCAUAUUUCGAGUCGUCAGGCAGAAUACCAUUGUCGGUUAUUUUGUGACCUAAAUACGUUACUUCGGUGCUAAAGAAUUUACACUUUUUCGCGUUUAAUUUCAAAUUGUACUUUCUUAAUCUGUCAAAAACUGUUGCUAAAUUUGUCAAGUGGUGUCGGAUCGAACAUCCUACCACGAUAAUAUCAUCUAUAUAGACGAAAGCCAUUUCAGGUGUUAAACCUGCCAUUGCGAUCGUCAUCAUUCUUUGAAAGCUAUUUGGACUAAUGUUUAAUCCAAACGGUAAUCUAGUAAAUUGAUAGUUUCCUGAUUGUGUAGAAAAGGAAGUGUAUUUUCUCGAAUCUUCAUCUCAAUGUAUUUGAUGAAAACCUGACAUUAAGUCAAGUGUUGUAAAAAAUUUUGCUCGACCAAGUUGAUCAAGAAUAGUAUCAAUUCUCGGCAGUGGAAACUUAUCUGCUAGUAUUUUCUUAUUUAGUUGUCGAAAAUCAACAACUAGACGCCAUUUCUUUGUACUGUUUUCUGCCUUUUUAGGAACUAACAAAAUAGGAUUAUUGUAUGGCGAUACUGAUGGUUCUAUUAUGUUUUCUUUCAGCAUCUUACAUACUUGGUUAUUAAUUUCUUCACUUUGUGAAUGUAUAGUUUUAUAAUUAGGUAUAUAUACAGGGACAUUAUCGCUUAAAUUAAUAUUUUGGCUAUAAAAAUUAUUCUUUGAUAAUGUUUCAUUUGGUAAACAGAACACAUCUGCAUAGUUUUUUAUUAGUUUAAAAAAUUGAUUUUUCGCGAAUUGUGGGAUAUUUUCCAUAUCAAUCUCAUUAAUUAUUUCAUUGAUCCGCACUUUAUUGCUAGGAUUAUUUAUUUUCAUAUUAAAUGAAUAGUAAAUUCGUAAUGGUUCCAUAAUUGGGCUAAACUUAUCUAUAUAUACAGAUUUAUCUGUAGUAUUUACAAAUUUUAUACAAGGAUUAUUGGGAGAAAUUAUGGUGUUUCCACAGAAUAUUCCAGGUUGGAUUUCUUUGGAGAAAACUACCAUAUCUUCCGUUAUAUUUAAUGAUGAAAUGUUUUCUAAUCACUAGGUAAAAUAAAUCCAUUAUUUAUACUAUCCUCUAUUGGAACUUCGAUCUGAUGGUUAUCGAAAUAAAAUUUCAAUAGCCAUUGAUCGUAGUCUAUUAUGCAUCUAUAUUUACAAAAGAAAUCACGGCCUAAUAUGCCGUCCGUCGGUAUUGGGAAAUUAUUGUCUACAAUCUGAAGGUUGUGCCUAAGUGUAAGGCCAUUAUCAAAUUGCAAUAUUGUCUCUGUUUCCGCGAUGGUUUCGGUUGUACCAUCGGUAACACCUGUUAUUUGAAAUCGCUUCAGUGGGUCAAUUUUCUGCAACGUUGAAAUUUUUCCCCGUUUGAAAACAGAUAUGUCCGAACCAGAAUCAAUUAUGAAUGAACAUUUGGCGCCAGUCAUAUGUACGAGUAUCGUAAUAAAGUUUGUUGCACCCAGAUUCAUUGCAUACGUUGUUCUGAUUACGGGCGUUGUCCUAAAAAAUUAUAUUGAGGUAGUACCUGCUGACCUUCAGUUUGGUUUAACUGAUUCAGCAUGUUUUGUGUUUGUCCAAACGGUGCAUGUGUAAAACUGACACCGUUUUCGAUGUUUGGUAUAUUAACUUGUGGGACAGCGAGUAACUGAGUCGCUGCCCCCGUGUAUAUUCUUUGUUGUUGUUGAAAGUUUCGAUUUGCGUUAGCGUCUCCUCUUUGUUGUCUAUUUCCAUUGAAACCAUUCCGUACGAAAUUCAUACUGCUAUUAUUGUUAUAAUUUCUGUAUGAGUUGUGUUUAUUGUGUGAUCGUUGACCUCCGUUCACUCGGUGAAAUUGAUUGCGUCCCAUUUGUAGGUUGUUAGUAUAUUGAGGCCUAUUAUUGCCUCUGUUUGGGUUAUUUGACCGAUUGGUGUAUUGAAAGUUUCGGUUUGUUUGUCUACUCAUGUUGGCAACUAAGACCUGGGCGUUAUUUUCAGGGUUUUCGUUGACUUUGAUAAUAGCUUGCUUGAUGUCUGUAAAAUUUCCAGCUUUUAAAAUUAAUUUAAUUUCAUUGGAUUGAAUCCCAUUUAUAAGGGAUUCCAACCCAACUCUUGUUGCCAUAUUAUUUGCAACGUCUUCUGGAACCUUUUGUUCCAAAUAAAGGCUUUUUAACUUAAGUGUGAGGUUUUCCACUUCCUCACAGAAAUCAACAGUUGACGCUUUUUUCUUGAUUUGCUUUAGUUUAGCAAUCAAGGACUCUGGUUUCUCAUAGCUUUUGCAUCGUUCUUUAAUAUUUGCGGCGAUGGCUUGGAGACUGUUCAAGUCACUUGGCAAGCCUGAUCUCGCCUUAUUAGUUAGACUGGUUUUAAUGAAUUUUACGGCUGUACCCAUGUGUUCAGCCUUAGUGGUCUCCUCAAGAAGGUUUAUUGCAUCAAUGAACGCUUCUAAAUUACCUGCUGAGCCAUCGUACAUUGGUACGAUGGCUGUCGCUUGCUUUAUGUCGAACGAAGUGUUCGUGGGUACCGGUUGAGGGGUAGUCAUUUUAAAAUUUUCUAUUUUACUCUCUAAAAUGCUUCUAAUAGAAAAAAAUGAGUUUCUUGCUGCUUUUGCUAUGAAACUCAACUCUGUACUUGACAAGUCGUCUUCGUGCAGUAUUAAUUUUGCUUGUAUAUCUUUAUAUAUUUCCUUCGCAUACUCCAACUUUGUUUGUAAUGUAGCUAGCUUAAAAGGUUUAUAAAUAGACUUUUUUAAAUUUCCAUCUAGCUGCAAUAAAAUUUUUAAAUCCUCAUUUAUGUCAUCAUACUUUGUCAUUACUUGACAAAAAAAAUAUUGAAAACUAGUAUAGAGGUAUGAUAUUUAUUUUAUUUGACUUGUGAUAAAAAUUGUGAUUUACAAUUUUGAAUUGUCUUCUAGGGGUAACCAUGUAAUGGGAUCAUCCCCCGGAAGUUCUCUAAUUCUCUUCAACAGUUCUUCCCACGUCAAGGGGUAACCUACUUCUAGAGGAGCGAAAGCUCCAGAUCCAUGUCCUCUUCCUAUUUCAUUUAGAAAUUCCAUAAAUUCAUUAAGUUCAUUGUCAUCCAUUCUAUUAUUUCCGGACAUCGUACAAAAAAAUCAGCAAUGUAAAAAAAAAUAUGUAUAUUUAAAUUUCUAAAUUAUUCUAGGACUUCUUCUUUAUUUUUUUUUCAAUUCGACGGUUGCUAGAACUCGUCGAUCAUAUCCCAAAUUUCCUGUGAAAUUGGGUCUUCCAUUGCAAUUUACAAAUUUUUUGUUUAAAAAUUAUUCUUCCCCUACUUUCUUUUACAAUACCUGAUUUUCUUCGGAGUUUAAUCCCUUUUACUCCAUAGCGCUGCUUCCACGUUCCAUGUUGAUGACCAUUGGACCGGUUCGUUCGCUGGCUGCUGUAUCCUGGAUCGUUUAGUCCCCUCCGGAUCUAUUAUCUCCAUUUACGAGUUCACUUUCACAUACUUUCAUAACGUUCUUCAGUAGUAGCCAAUAUGAUCAAUUAUUUCCAUUUACGAGUUCACUUUCACAUGCUUUCAUAAAGUUCUUCAGUAGUAGCCAAUAGGAUCAAAUAUCUCCUUUAAUGUACCCGAUGAGUACUCAAAAUGUCCUGUUAUUGAGGGCAAGCAAUUUACUAGAGCUGUAUCAUGCUCAAUAUUACUUUUAAAUCUGUGGAAAAUAUUUCCUGAGGUAAUUGUAUUACAUAUUUCAGACAAGUCAUCAAGAUCUGCCGGAAGCUCCUUAAUUAAUUUCCUUUUCUCCUCCAUCAAGUACUCACAGAGUUUUAUUAAGUUAGACGCCCCCAGUUGCACAAGCCAAGAUCUCAUUUUUCCCAGUUUUAGCAGAGCUUUUGAGAAGCUUGACUUCUCCUGUAUAGAUAUUGUUGACCUCUUCAUUUUCUCCUUGGUAGUAGAUCCUAUAAAUGGUCUCAUAGGGCCAAAUCUCUUGAAACAGUUCUUCGGAUCAUCGAAGAUGGCUCCGGACACACGGACAAAUAUCCCCCUACCUUUUUCUUCUUUCCUAAUUUCCCCCACUUUUUUGUUCACCCCUGCAACACCCAAUUUUGUUAUUAUCUCAGUAAUACUCUUAUUACUGCAGUGAUAAAGAGUUAAGAAGAUGAAAUCGUGUAUCACUCUAAAUAAGAAACCAUUUGUCCCUUUGCUUCGGAUACUUAGAUGUACCCUGAUAUCAUCAAGUGUACACGUUCAAUAAUCUCUAUAAGUUCAUCAUAAAAUUUUGGGCAGAGUAUAGAACAUCCAACACGAACCCCAAAAACCGAGAAUUUAUCACUCAAAAUCAUAGCUCUAUUAGGGGAUAAAUUGCAUAGCAUAUUGCUAAUCUGCAUAGCAACAGAAACAUAACUCUCUAGUCCUUUAAGUGUCAUCUUCAUGUCCCUCUUUAUGAAUUGUGCUCCAUGAGUUUGGAUCUUCUCUAACAUACUAUUUGUGAGACACAGGGCCUUGGGGGUCACCACUAAAUAUAUUUCUGGACCUGUUGGAUUACUCGAGAUAGGUUUGUAUAAGUCCCAGUGAAUACCUGGAACAUUAGAUAAGAUGGAGUUUACUUGUAGCCUUAAAUCUAUUAUCUGAAACAUCUUGAGAAUAAUUAUUGGACAAAAUUCUUUCAAUAUCCAUAGGACUGUGGUUUUUAGAAACUCUAGGUUAUUGGUCUCACUCUUUGACUCUGCAUCAAUAGUAACAAGUUCAGGCAAAUGCUUUCUCAUCAUCUUGGUCAUCUUACUCAGGAAAAUAGGAUGAGUAAUAUCAGUAUGUCCUGUGAUUAAAGGGUUGGGAGAAAUUAGUCUACUAAUAUCCAACAGGGUACUAGUUGCGGCAGGGACACUGAAAUCACCCGGUUUAUCUCUGUUACAGAUCUCAGGUUUCAUCCAUGUGUUGUACACCCCUUUCAUUUUGGGAAAUAUGUUAAGCAGAGUGGUAAUUGUUCCUCCAGAACCCUCUGCCAGACAAUAGACAACCCCGUGUGACUGUUGGAGCAUAUUCGCUGCACCAAUUAUUAGGAGGAUUUCGAGAAAUUUGUUUACUGCUGAUGAGAUCACCCCCAAAGGUCUCGCUAUAAAAGAGGCACAAGGUAUCGCAAUGUAACCUUCACCCUCAUUAGAUCUAGUGAUGUUGUAUUCCAAGAUUUCCGCAUAGGGAAUAAUUAAUCCUUGUACACUCCCUGUCAUAGAUAUUUUAGGUCGAUAUGGAUUGAGUAUAACUGAUCCUCUAGCACUACCUCUCCAUACAGCAAUGGCGUCCUCGGUUUCUAGCUUGGUGUAUUUAUCAGUCAUAUUUAAAGAAAUAAGAGAUAAUCGUAUGUUUCCUUGAGAGAUAUUAGACCUGGCACUUUUAUAUGUUCCUUCAGGGAUUUUCCUCUCUCUCACAAGUAGUUUUGAGAAGAAUUUUAAGCAUCUCAGAACUUGUUGUUUGCUUGUGUUAGAAAAUCUCCAUAUGUGAUAAUUGGUGAAUUUCUUUAUGUUCGAUUUGACAAAUGUAUUCAUCGCUCGGGAAAUGUAGGAUGACACCCCGUAAGCGCAAACAGUCAUACUAUGUUCUGGCCCUGAAACAUUAAAGAGUUCAAUAAGAUUAGGAACUAAAUCAGCUUCAAUUAGUAAUUCUGAUACAUAUAUGAAAGAUUUGUCAUCAAAAAAGGCAUCAAUCAUUCCUGGGCUUAUAAAGACCAAAUUACUGCAGUGACGUGAGUUUGCAAUCAUAGUUAUUAUUAUCCGUUCAAGGUCCAACUGCCUCAUAUCAUUUAUUGAUACUUGGCUCUUCUUAUGCAUUUCACGGCCCUUUUCGCCAGACGUGUGCUCAAUCCGAAAGUUGUCAUCAACGUUGGUUGCAAGAAUACAUCCUAUACUAUAUGACAUCAUAUCUCUAAUAUCUUCCUGAUUUUCAGGAGCAACUAGAUUGGACGCUUUAAUAUGGUAUGGGAUUGCGGUCAUCCAUUGAUAGCCCGGUUCGCUUAUUAGGUCGAUGUCCUUGUUCUCAAAUUCCUGUGUACACUUGCAGUUGUUGAAGGUUAUCAUAUAGCAUGGAUGAAUGAUAUUAAAAAGUUGACAAACUUGUGCAAAACACAUUGUCAUAUAAACAUAUAAGAGCUGGUAGAAGAUUGAGAAAUCUUUCCCACCUGCUGUCAUCUGUAAUAGCUUUCUUUACCACAUCAUCAAUAUUGAAUUGCUUACUUUCCCUGGGAGUGUUAUCUACAUUCCCCGAUUGCUGUAGUAAGUGCAUUAGAUGGUUGUUCCAUACCCUUUCCACGUCAAAUGCGAACUCUGCAUCUUGCAUCCCUAUCUUUUUCCCCAUAUCCCUCCCAGCUGAUUCAAUAUAAACACUUGCAAUAGCAUCCCAUCUACUUAUCCUAAAUGUUGGGAAGUCCAAUCUGCUUCUCUUUAUCUUCUCAAUUAUAGUUAUUGCAGUAUGGCUUAACCCUGCAGAGGGAUUUAGGAAGAUCCCGGUACUCAAAUUGUAAAGGUUAGCUGUUAUAUUGUGUACCUGGGGGAUAAGAUUUUGGAUGGCCGCGACAGUAUUGGAUAGUGUUAUAUCUAGUGGAGUAGUCUCAUCUGCAUUUGUUGUUGGUUUUGAGGGAGUGGAGAUUGGUUCUACUGGCUGAUUUAGGAGUGAUGGGUUUUGUGACACUGAUGGAGCACUUGCCUUUACAUCCUUGCCUGUGCUCUUCUCCAAAUUCUGCACCUCGUCAAUGUAACUCUCAUAUAGGUCAGCAAGACUUUCCAUUUGCUUGGCUGCUACACUUUUCUUGAAAGAUUUAAGGUAUGAAAAAUGAGUUAAUAAAAUGACGAACAGAGUCGGAGAAACGAAGACUCGGAGAACAACUCUUGUUUGAAAACCGAUAUGUCCUGUCACGGUCGCCAUUUAGUGGGCUUCCUGGCUUUCGGACAUAUCGGUUUUCAAACAAGAGUUGUUCUCCGAGUCUUCGUUUCUCCGACUCUGUUCGUCAUUUUAUUAACUCAUUUUUCAUACCUUAAAUCUAGUACUACAAUAAAAAUAUAUGGCAGAAGAAAGUGGGAGUUGUCUUAGAAGCUUUAGUUAUUUACUGCCCAUCCAAUCAGAAAUGAAUGGUAAGCAAAACAUAGUUAUACAAUCAAACGCGCGAAUGGUACGCCAGUUGCGAAACCAUAAAUAAAUGAAAACAUGCUUGCAAAAUGCGCUGAGCGUUCUAUGAAGUUUGCUGCGCACGCGGAAAUGAGUUGACCUAGUAACGCUUGUAAACACAAGUGUUCUGGUUGAAGUUUCAAUAUUUGGGCGACACAGUAAACAUGUAUGUUACUGUCGCUUCGUUAUUUUUAUUAUGCCAUUUGCGGAAGUAUACAAAUGAGUAAGCUAACGGGUUUUGAAAUAUGUGACGUUGAAAAAUGGUGGCCAUCAUUAACUAGGAUGAUGGCUGAUAGAUCAAGCCUCAUCCUAGUUAAUUUUGAUGUGGGAUCUUUCAUUCCAAAAAGAAAGACUAGAGGUCUGUGGUCUGUUCUUACUAAAAAUUUUCUACCAUAAAGAUACGCUUUGAAGUGAUUAACUGCCCAAUGAAUGGCAGUUAGUUCUUUUAAAAUAACGGCUUUAUUUUUUUCGCCUUUUAUAAAAGUUUUACUAGCAAAUGCUAUUGGAAGAUCAUUGCCAUUUAUAUUUUGAGAUAACACUGCUCCACAUCCAACAUCGGAUGCAUCAGUAGUGAGAAUAAAAUUUUUUGAAAAAUCUGGAAAUUGUAAUGUUGUCGGUGACAUCAGAUACUGUUUAAGCGUUUCAAAAGCUUGUUGGCACUGCAAUGACCAAAUGAAUUGAACGUUUUUCUUUAGUAAUUGGUUUAAUGGGUGUGCUAUUAUUGCAAAAUUUGGCACAAACUUGCGAUAGUAGUUGCAAAAAGCAACAAAUCGUCUUACAUCAUCGUUAUUUUUAGGUACCGGAUAAUUCAGUACAGAUUCAUAUUUCGAGUCGUCAGGCAGAAUACCAUUGUCGGUUAUUUUGUGACCUAAAUACGUUACUUCGGUGCUAAAGAAUUUACACUUUUUCGCGUUUAAUUUCAAAUUGUACUUUCUUAAUCUGUCAAAAACUGUUGCUAAAUUUGUCAAGUGGUGUCGGAUCGAACAUCCUACCACGAUAAUAUCAUCUAUAUAGACGAAAGCCAUUUCAGGUGUUAAACCUGCCAUUGCGAUCGUCAUCAUUCUUUGAAAGCUAUUUGGACUAAUGUUUAAUCCAAACGGUAAUCUAGUAAAUUGAUAGUUUCCUGAUUGUGUAGAAAAGGAAGUGUAUUUUCUCGAAUCUUCAUCUCAAUGUAUUUGAUGAAAACCUGACAUUAAGUCAAGUGUUGUAAAAAAUUUUGCUCGACCAAGUUGAUCAAGAAUAGUAUCAAUUCUCGGCAGUGGAAACUUAUCUGCUAGUAUUUUCUUAUUUAGUUGUCGAAAAUCAACAACUAGACGCCAUUUCUUUGUACUGUUUUCUGCCUUUUUAGGAACUAACAAAAUAGGAUUAUUGUAUGGCGAUACUGAUGGUUCUAUUAUGUUUUCUUUCAGCAUCUUACAUACUUGGUUAUUAAUUUCUUCACUUUGUGAAUGUAUAGUUUUAUAAUUAGGUAUAUAUACAGGGACAUUAUCGCUUAAAUUAAUAUUUUGGCUAUAAAAAUUAUUCUUUGAUAAUGUUUCAUUUGGUAAACAGAACACAUCUGCAUAGUUUUUUAUUAGUUUAAAAAAUUGAUUUUUCGCGAAUUGUGGGAUAUUUUCCAUAUCAAUCUCAUUAAUUAUUUCAUUGAUCCGCACUUUAUUGCUAGGAUUAUUUAUUUUCAUAUUAAAUGAAUAGUAAAUUCGUAAUGGUUCCAUAAUUGGGCUAAACUUAUCUAUAUAUACAGAUUUAUCUGUAGUAUUUACAAAUUUUAUACAAGGAUUAUUGGGAGAAAUUAUGGUGUUUCCACAGAAUAUUCCAGGUUGGAUUUCUUUGGAGAAAACUACCAUAUCUUCCGUUAUAUUUAAUGAUGAAAUGUUUCUAAUCACUUCACUCCGGCUAGGUAAAAUAAAUCCAUUAUUUAUACUAUCCUCUAUUGGAACUUCGAUCUGAUGGUUAUCGAAAUAAAAUUUCAAUAGCCAUUGAUCGUAGUCUAUUAUGCAUCUAUAUUUACAAAAGAAAUCACGGCCUAAUAUGCCGUCCGUCGGUAUUGGGAAAUUAUUGUCUACAAUCUGAAGGUUGUGCCUAAGUGUAAGGCCAUUAUCAAAUUGCAAUAUUGUCUCUGUUUCCGCGAUGGUUUCGGUUGUACCAUCGGUAACACCUGUUAUUUGAAAUCGCUUCAGUGGGUCAAUUUUCUGCAACGUUGAAAUUUUUCCCCGUUUGAAAACAGAUAUGUCCGAACCAGAAUCAAUUAUGAAUGAACAUUUGGCGCCAGUCAUAUGUACGAGUAUCGUAAUAAAGUUUGUUGCACCCAGAUUCAUUGCAUACGUUGUUCUGAUUACGGGCGUUGUCCUAAAAAAUUAUAUUGAGGUAGUACCUGCUGACCUUCAGUUUGGUUUAACUGAUUCAGCAUGUUUUGUGUUUGUCCAAACGGUGCAUGUGUAAAACUGACACCGUUUUCGAUGUUUGGUAUAUUAACUUGUGGGACAGCGAGUAACUGAGUCGCUGCCCCCGUGUAUAUUCUUUGUUGUUGUUGAAAGUUUCGAUUUGCGUUAGCGUCUCCUCUUUGUUGUCUAUUUCCAUUGAAACCAUUCCGUACGAAAUUCAUACUGCUAUUAUUGUUAUAAUUUCUGUAUGAGUUGUGUUUAUUGUGUGAUCGUUGACCUCCGUUCACUCGGUGAAAUUGAUUGCGUCCCAUUUGUAGGUUGUUAGUAUAUUGAGGCCUAUUAUUGCCUCUGUUUGGGUUAUUUGACCGAUUGGUGUAUUGAAAGUUUCGGUUUGUUUGUCUACUCAUGUUGGCAACUAAGACCUGGGCGUUAUUUUCAGGGUUUUCGUUGACUUUGAUAAUAGCUUGCUUGAUGUCUGUAAAAUUUCCAGCUUUUAAAAUUAAUUUAAUUUCAUUGGAUUGAAUCCCAUUUAUAAGGGAUUCCAACCCAACUCUUGUUGCCAUAUUAUUUGCAACGUCUUCUGGAACCUUUUGUUCCAAAUAAAGGCUUUUUAACUUAAGUGUGAGGUUUUCUACUUCCUCACAGAAAUCAACAGUUGACGUUUUUUCUUGAUUUGCUUUAGUUUAGCAAUCAAGGACUCUGGUUUCUCAUAGCUUUUGCAUCGUUCUUUAAUAUUUGCGGCGAUGGCUUGGAGACUGUUCAAGUCACUUGGCAAGCCUGAUCUCGCCUUAUUAGUUAGUCUGGUUUUAAUGAAUUUUACGGCUGUACCCAUGUGUUCAGCCUUAGUGGUCUCCUCAAGAAGGUUUAUUGCAUCAAUGAACGCUUCUAAAUUACCUGCUGAGCCAUCGUACAUUGGUACGAUGGCUGUCGCUUGCUUUAUGUCGAAAGAAGUGUUCGUGGGUACCGGUUGAGGGGUAGUCAUUUUAAAAUUUUCUAUUUUACUCUCUAAAAUGCUUCUAAUAGAAAAAAAUGAGUUUCUUGCUGCUUUUGCUAUGAAACUCAACUCUGUACUUGACAAGUCGUCUUCGUGCAGUAUUAAUUUUGCUUGUAUAUCUUUAUAUAUUUCCUUCGCAUACUCCAACUUUGUUUGUAAUGUAGCUAGCUUAAAAGGUUUAUAAAUAGACUUUUUUAAAUUUCCAUCUAGCUGCAAUAAAAUUUUUAAAUCCUCAUUUAUGUCAUCAUACUUUGUCAUUACUUGACAAAAAAAAUAUUGAAAACUAGUAUAGAGGUAUGAUAUUUAUUUUAUUUGACUUGUGAUAAAAAUUGGGAUUUACAAUUUUGAAUUGUCUUCUAGGGGUAACCAUGUAAUGGGAUCAUCCCCCGGAAGUUCUCUAAUUCUCUUCAACAGUUCUUCCCACGUCAAGGGGUAACCUACUUCUAGAGGAGCGAAAGCUCCAGAUCCAUGUCCUCUUCCUAUUUCAUUUAGAAAUUCCAUAAAUUCAUUAAGUUCAUUGUCAUCCAUUCUAUUAUUUCCGGACAUCGUACAAAAAAAUCAGCAAUGUAAAAAAAAAUAUGUAUAUUUAAAUUUCUAAAUUAUUCUAGGACUUCUUCUUUAUUUUUUUUUCAAUUCGACGGUUGCUAGAACUCGUCGAUCAUAUCCCAAAUUUCCUGUGAAAUUGGGUCUUCCAUUGCAAUUUACAAAUUUUUUGUUUAAAAAUUAUUCUUCCCCUACUUUCUUUUACAAUACCUGAUUUUCUUCGGAGUUUAAUCCCUUUUACUCCAUAGCGCUGCUUCCACGUUCCAUGUUGAUGACCAUUGGACCGGUUCGUUCGCUGGCUGCUGUAUCCUGGAUCGUUUAGUCCCCUCCGGAUCUAUUAUCUCCAUUUACGAGUUCACUUUCACAUGCUUUCAUAAAGUUCUUCAGUAGUAGUAGCCAAUAGGAUCUAUUAUCUCCAUUUACGAGUUCACUUUCACAUACUUUCAUAACGUUCUUCAGUAGUAGCCAAUAUGAUCAAUUAUUUCCAUUUACGAGUUCACUUUCACAUGCUUUCAUAAAGUUCUUCAGUAGUAGCCAAUAGGAUCAAAUAUCUCCAUUUACGAGUUCACUUUCACAUGCUUUCAUAACGUUCUUCAGUAGUAGCCAAUAUGAUCAAUUAUUUCCAUUUACGAGUUCACUUUCACAUGCUUUCAUAAAGUUCUUCAGUAGUAGCCAAUAGGAUCAAAUAUCUCCUUUAAUGUACCCGAUGAGUACUCAAAAUGUCCUGUUAUUGAGGGCAAGCAAUUUACUAGAGCUGUAUCAUGCUCAAUAUUACUUUUAAAUCUGUGGAAAAUAUUUCCUGAGGUAAUUGUAUUACAUAUUUCAGACAAGUCAUCAAGAUCUGCCGGAAGCUCCUUAAUUAAUUUCCUUUUCUCCUCCAUCAAGUACUCACAGAGUUUUAUUAAGUUAGACGCCCCCAGUUGCACAAGCCAAGAUCUCAUUUUUCCCAGUUUUAGCAGAGCUUUUGAGAAGCUUGACUUCUCCUGUAUAGAUAUUGUUGACCUCUUCAUUUUCUCCUUGGUAGUAGAUCCUAUAAAUGGUCUCAUAGGGCCAAAUCUCUUGAAACAGUUCUUCGGAUCAUCGAAGAUGGCUCCGGACACACGGACAAAUAUCCCCCUACCUUUUUCUUCUUUCCUAAUUUCCCCCACUUUUUUGUUCACCCCUGCAACACCCAAUUUUGUUAUUAUCUCAGUAAUACUCUUAUUACUGCAGUGAUAAAGAGUUAAGAAGAUGAAAUCGUGUAUCACUCUAAAUAAGAAACCAUUUGUCCCUUUGCUUCGGAUACUUAGAUGUACCCUGAUAUCAUCAAGUGUACACGUUCAAUAAUCUCUAUAAGUUCAUCAUAAAAUUUUGGGCAGAGUAUAGAACAUCCAACACGAACCCCAAAAACCGAGAAUUUAUCACUCAAAAUCAUAGCUCUAUUAGGGGAUAAAUUGCAUAGCAUAUUGCUAAUCUGCAUAGCAACAGAAACAUAACUCUCUAGUCCUUUAAGUGUCAUCUUCAUGUCCCUCUUUAUGAAUUGUGCUCCAUGAGUUUGGAUCUUCUCUAACAUACUAUUUGUGAGACACAGGGCCUUGGGGGUCACCACUAAAUAUAUUUCUGGACCUGUUGGAUUACUCGAGAUAGGUUUGUAUAAGUCCCAGUGAAUACCUGGAACAUUAGAUAAGAUGGAGUUUACUUGUAGCCUUAAAUCUAUUAUCUGAAACAUCUUGAGAAUAAUUAUUGGACAAAAUUCUUUCAAUAUCCAUAGGACUGUGGUUUUUAGAAACUCUAGGUUAUUGGUCUCACUCUUUGACUCUGCAUCAAUAGUAACAAGUUCAGGCAAAUGCUUUCUCAUCAUCUUGGUCAUCUUACUCAGGAAAAUAGGAUGAGUAAUAUCAGUAUGUCCUGUGAUUAAAGGGUUGGGAGAAAUUAGUCUACUAAUAUCCAACAGGGUACUAGUUGCGGCAGGGACACUGAAAUCACCCGGUUUAUCUCUGUUACAGAUCUCAGGUUUCAUCCAUGUGUUGUACACCCCUUUCAUUUUGGGAAAUAUGUUAAGCAGAGUGGUAAUUGUUCCUCCAGAACCCUCUGCCAGACAAUAGACAACCCCGUGUGACUGUUGGAGCAUAUUCGCUGCACCAAUUAUUAGGAGGAUUUCGAGAAAUUUGUUUACUGCUGAUGAGAUCACCCCCAAAGGUCUCGCUAUAAAAGAGGCACAAGGUAUCGCAAUGUAACCUUCACCCUCAUUAGAUCUAGUGAUGUUGUAUUCCAAGAUUUCCGCAUAGGGAAUAAUUAAUCCUUGUACACUCCCUGUCAUAGAUAUUUUAGGUCGAUAUGGAUUGAGUAUAACUGAUCCUCUAGCACUACCUCUCCAUACAGCAAUGGCGUCCUCGGUUUCUAGCUUGGUGUAUUUAUCAGUCAUAUUUAAAGAAAUAAGAGAUAAUCGUAUGUUUCCUUGAGAGAUAUUAGACCUGGCACUUUUAUAUGUUCCUUCAGGGAUUUUCCUCUCUCUCACAAGUAGUUUUGAGAAGAAUUUUAAGCAUCUCAGAACUUGUUGUUUGCUUGUGUUAGAAAAUCUCCAUAUGUGAUAAUUGGUGAAUUUCUUUAUGUUCGAUUUGACAAAUGUAUUCAUCGCUCGGGAAAUGUAGGAUGACACCCCGUAAGCGCAAACAGUCAUACUAUGUUCUGGCCCUGAAACAUUAAAGAGUUCAAUAAGAUUAGGAACUAAAUCAGCUUCAAUUAGUAAUUCUGAUACAUAUAUGAAAGAUUUGUCAUCAAAAAAGGCAUCAAUCAUUCCUGGGCUUAUAAAGACCAAAUUACUGCAGUGACGUGAGUUUGCAAUCAUAGUUAUUAUUAUCCGUUCAAGGUCCAACUGCCUCAUAUCAUUUAUUGAUACUUGGCUCUUCUUAUGCAUUUCACGGCCCUUUUCGCCAGACGUGUGCUCAAUCCGAAAGUUGUCAUCAACGUUGGUUGCAAGAAUACAUCCUAUACUAUAUGACAUCAUAUCUCUAAUAUCUUCCUGAUUUUCAGGAGCAACUAGAUUGGACGCUUUAAUAUGGUAUGGGAUUGCGGUCAUCCAUUGAUAGCCCGGUUCGCUUAUUAGGUCGAUGUCCUUGUUCUCAAAUUCCUGUGUACACUUGCAGUUGUUGAAGGUUAUCAUAUAGCAUGGAUGAAUGAUAUUAAAAAGUUGACAAACUUGUGCAAAACACAUUGUCAUAUAAACAUAUAAGAGCUGGUAGAAGAUUGAGAAAUCUUUCCCACCUGCUGUCAUCUGUAAUAGCUUUCUUUACCACAUCAUCAAUAUUGAAUUGCUUACUUUCCCUGGGAGUGUUAUCUACAUUCCCCGAUUGCUGUAGUAAGUGCAUUAGAUGGUUGUUCCAUACCCUUUCCACGUCAAAUGCGAACUCUGCAUCUUGCAUCCCUAUCUUUUUCCCCAUAUCCCUCCCAGCUGAUUCAAUAUAAACACUUGCAAUAGCAUCCCAUCUACUUAUCCUAAAUGUUGGGAAGUCCAAUCUGCUUCUCUUUAUCUUCUCAAUUAUAGUUAUUGCAGUAUGGCUUAACCCUGCAGAGGGAUUUAGGAAGAUCCCGGUACUCAAAUUGUAAAGGUUAGCUGUUAUAUUGUGUACCUGGGGGAUAAGAUUUUGGAUGGCCGCGACAGUAUUGGAUAGUGUUAUAUCUAGUGGAGUAGUCUCAUCUGCAUUUGUUGUUGGUUUUGAGGGAGUGGAGAUUGGUUCUACUGGCUGAUUUAGGAGUGAUGGGUUUUGUGACACUGAUGGAGCACUUGCCUUUACAUCCUUGCCUGUGCUCUUCUCCAAAUUCUGCACCUCGUCAAUGUAACUCUCAUAUAGGUCAGCAAGACUUUCCAUUUGCUUGGCUGCUACACUUUUCUUGAAAGAUUUAAGGUAUGAAAAAUGAGUUAAUAAAAUGACGAACAGAGUCGGAGAAACGAAGACUCGGAGAACAACUCUUGUUUGAAAACCGAUAUGUCCUGUCACGGUCGCCAUUUAGUGGGCUUCCUGGCUUUCGGACAUAUCGGUUUUCAAACAAGAGUUGUUCUCCGAGUCUUCGUUUCUCCGACUCUGUUCGUCAUUUUAUUAACUCAUUUUUCAUACCUUAAAUCUAGUACUACAAUAAAAAUAUAUGGCAGAAGAAAGUGGGAGUUGUCUUAGAAGCUUUAGUUAUUUACUGCCCAUCCAAUCAGAAAUGAAUGGUAAGCAAAACAUAGUUAUACAAUCAAACGCGCGAAUGGUACGCCAGUUGCGAAACCAUAAAUAAAUGAAAACAUGCUUGCAAAAUGCGCUGAGCGUUCUAUGAAGUUUGCUGCGCACGCGGAAAUGAGUUGACCUAGUAACGCUUGUAAACACAAGUGUUCUGGUUGAAGUUUCAAUAUUUGGGCGACACAGUAAACAUGAGUUAAUAUUUUCGGAUCACUAAGAACUAAAAAAAAUAUUUUACUAGAGCUUGUGCUCUUUUAUUCACGCUUGCUUAAAGACUAAAAUACAAUUUGAUCUUAAGCUCUAAAGUCAGCUCGCGUGCUGUGUUUAUCUUUUCGGGUGGCCUGAUUUCUGUCCUUGAAAUAAUGCUGACCGGCGGCUAGCUCAUAUCGUUGUUUUGAUGAGUUAUUAUGUUUAUGCUGGCGAGCUCCGUUCUCGCGAUAUCGGUUAUGGCUGCUGCUAACUCCUUGUUUAUGUUUACGUUUGGGCUGUCGCUAACUCCUCCCCUCUUAAAUGAUUUUGUCCUCAAAAUUUGCUUGUCGUGCGAUAUGGAGUUGGAGUGUUUAUGAAUUCUUCGAUUUCUCGUUUUCGUUCCUCUGAUAAGUCGUUUGAUGUUUUUGUUUCUGUUAAAUUGAUUUCCUCUUUGUCUGAAUCUGGAUCUUUGAUGCUCAGCUGAAUGUUUGUAUUAGAUUUCCAAGAGUGUAAGCAGAAAAUGGCUAUGGCUAUGGCUGCGACAAUUAUCAACGUCAUUCCGAAUGAUCCAAAAAUAUUUAUUUUCCAUUGCAAGGAAUUAUUUUGUAAAUGAAGAGUUUCCAAUUUAUCUCGGUGUUCAAGUGUCAAAUUUUGAAGGUAUUCUACUGGUGGUUCAUCAAUGGUACUUAUUUCAUGAACAAGUAAUCCUGUAGUUGGCUGAUAAGAUUUGCCGGUGAAUUCAUAAUUAGUGUAUGUUUCUCCAUUAAUGUAGAGAUUGCAGUUGUGAAAUUGUAAGAGAAAUGAUCCAUUGAGAAAUCUGUUAGAACUACUGCAAUUUGAUGAUAUUUCGGCUAAUGCUUCGUUAAUGAAAAUAACUUCUUCAUUAAUUCGUUUGAUGAGUCCUUUCGUGUAAACUUUUUCAAAGAUACAUGUUGAAUGUCUUCCUCUAACGAGAUAAUUGAUGCAUUCUGUUGUAGGUUCCAGGUUGCUGUUAUCACAAAUGAAUUUACUUCCUCCUCUGUCUUCACAUGGUCCUUUGACUUCGUAUAUAUGGGUUGAAUUUUGUAUUAUGUAAUUUUGUUUGACUGUUAUACGUUUUUGAUUCCUUAUCACGGAGUCAAUGUAAUUGUAUUGAAAUUCAUUUGGGCUUACAUGAGGUACUUUCAAAAUGUACAUGAUGUGUGAAUUAUUAAUUGCAACUUGUACUUGUGAUUGUGACAGGAGCUCUUCAAAUGACGAUAUGUAUAUGUCUCGACUUUCUAGAAAUGUACCGAUUAGGUGAAAAUCUUGAAUGGAUAGCAAUUUACUGCUUGGGAUGCCAUGUUUUGCCAUAAGUACUGCCUCUUCAAUUGUUUCCACUUGGUCUUGAAGUGAAUCCAAGUUUGAGAGUAUAAUUAGUUGAUUUAUUUCUGCCGAGUGAUUUUUCAUUCUUUCUGUUUCUAGGGUUAACACCUGGUUUGCAAUUUUUGUGACUUCGAGUAAUCGUUCUCCAAUUUUUUUGUUGAUUAAUAUCUGUUCGUUAUUCUGACCGAUGAGGGAGUUCAUUGAUGAGUUAAUUAUGCGGAGAUCUUCAGCAUCAGGGUUUCCGGCGAUCCACUUCCAUACAGUGCCUAUGGUGUCCCAUCGUUUGUGUCUUCUUUUGAAAGGUUUUAUUCUCAAAUAUGUUUCUAAUAAUUUAUAAUGUUUUAUUUGUAUCAAUUCGUAUAAUGCAUUGUUAGAAUAUUUGUUUUGGAUUUCUUGAUCGAGAUUUUCAAUCGUUGUUUCUAUUUAAUUUAGAUUUAUUGGGUGGGCAACUCUUACGUGACCUAUCUUUAUUUUUGCAAUACCUAAAGGUAUUAUGGCCAGAGGAUUAUUGGUUAAAUCAUGUACUUGUAAUAGUGAGUAUGCUACAGGUACGCAGAGCGCGAGCCUGAAAAGAUAGAAGAUGAUGUGGAGUGGUUAGUUUUAUUUUACACAUUUUCUGAGAUUCGAUUUAUGAAUUUUUCGUCCUAAUUCAUCAAUUACAAAAGUUUCAUGAUCUUCUUUUAUUUUUAUCUUUUUAAAUUGUGGGUCUCUUUUAGAUACAGUAUUUGUUUUUUCAUAUGCGUAACAAUUUUCUGGGAAUUUUAAAUAUUUUGGAACUGUAAUUUUAUUAUUUUUAUUUUGAUAUAUUUUAAUUAUUCGAUCCAAAUUUUCUUGUCUUUGUUUUGCAAAAUCUGCGAAUGACAGGUUGUCUCUGUUAACUCCAAGAUAUACAUUUUUUGGGGUGUCAUUUGUGAAUGAAUGAAUUGUAUUGUUGUAUUUAUGCACUGCUAAUUGAAUUAAAUCAUUCAUUGGAAGAUUCGGACUUGAGUUUCUGGUGCAUCUCAUUAUUUCGCGUAUGGUUGAAUGUGCUCUUUCUAUUUGACCAUUUGUUUCUGAAUGGUUUACUGGGGUUUUAUAAAUUUGAAUACCUAAAUUUUUAAUGUGUUGUUCUAUUAUUUCUGAUGUAAAUGUUCUUUCGUUGUCGAUUACAAUUGUACAAGGGAUGUUCCAAUCGAAUAGUAAUUCAAUAAGGGCAUCUUUAACAUGUGCUAUUGAUCUGGACUUUAUUGGCUUUAUUUUAACAAAUUUUGAUAAUUUAUCUAUUGAAGAUAGAUAUAAAAAGUAUUGAUUAUAUAUAAAAAUAUCAAUAUGCACUAUUUCUCCUGGGUAAUGUGGUAUUGGUGUUUCUACUGGUAAUAUUUUUUGUGGAUGUCUAUCAUAUUUUUCCGUUUUACAAGUUUCACAAUUUUUGAUAUAAUUCAUAGUUAGUUUAUUCAUUUUUGGAAAAUAACAUUUUUUUAUUAAUUGAGCCACAUUUUCUUUAGCAUUUCUGUGUGCGUAAUUAUGGAUCUCUGCAAUUUUCUUAAUUUGGUCAUUCUCGUUGUUAAUGUCUUCUACAAUUUUCUGUGCAUAUCUGGCUCGUACAAACUUUGGAUCAAAUACUUCUUUAUAAAUUUCUUGUAUAACACCCAUUAUUGGUUCGCUUGUCAUAAUACCAUUCAUUAUUUUCGGUACCAGAAACUCUUUAAGUUUUUGUGUUAGGAAUUCUUUAGUAAAACGUGGUUCUGUGAAGAUAUGCCUUUUGAAUUUUCCAAAGUUGAUGGUGAGUUUAUAGCUUGAAUGAUCAUUAAUUUUGAAGAUGAGUUGAUUUUGAAAAACGUUUAUGGGUGAUUCGGUGGAUGGAAUGUAACAUUGAUCAUCAUUGUCUGAAGAAUGUAUUGUAGGAGUUAGUGAAUUUAUUUGCACACGGGAUAGUGCAUCGGCAACAACAUUUGCUUUUCCAUUUUUGUAAAAUAUUUCGUAGUCAUGUUCCUCAAGAUAGGAUUUCCAUCUUUUCAAUUUAGCAUUUACGUUUUUUGGUGAAAGAGCAAAUGUUAACGGCAGGUGAUCUGUGUAUAUCUGUAUUUUAGCUCCAUAUAUAAAGCAUCUCAGGGAAUUCAAUGCCCAUACUAUUGCAAGCAUUUCUUUCUCAUUAGUAGCGUAAUUUUCUUCCGUACGAGAUAGAGUUCGCGAUAUGAAGGAAAUGGGUCUUUCUCCAUUCAAAGUUUGUUGAGAAAGAACAGCUCCAAUUGCUGUGUUUGAAGCAUCUGUGGUUAAGAUGAAAUGUUUUGAGAAAUCUGUAAAAAUUAGAACAUCUUCUGACGUAAGAAUAUUUUUUAAUGUUUCAAAUGCAUUUAUUGCUUCAUCAUUUAAUUUAAUGGGAAAAUUUUUUGAUUCGUGUUUAGUUAUUCGGCGGUGGCCAUCCUCUUCUCUUAAAAGGAUUGUUAAGGGUUUUGCCAACUUUGCAUAAUCUUUGAUAAAUCGUCUAUAAUACCCUGACAAUCCAAGAAACAUUCGUAGUUCCUUGAUGUUAGUAGGUUUUGGGUAUUUUUUAAUAGCUUCAACUUUCUUGGGAUUUGGUUUUAAACCAUUUUCGGAAACGAUAAAUCCUAAAAAUUCAACUUCAUUCUUCAAAAAUUCUGAUUUAUCUGGUUGUAUCUUGAAAUUAGCUUUUUUCAAAGUCUCUAGAACUUUUUGUAAAUUUUCCAAAUGUUCGUCGAGGGUUUUUCCGAAGAUAAUAAUGUCAUCUAUAUAAACAUGACAUAUUUUUCCAAUGUGUUCUCUGAGAACAUCGUCCAUUACUCUUUGAAAAAUACUAGGUGCAUUUUUUAAUCCGAAUGGUAAACGAAUGAAUUCGUAUUUACCAUUGUUUACUGAAAAAGCGGUUUUCUCAAUGUCUUUCUCAUCCAAGGAAAUUUGAUGAAAACCUGAAGCCAAAUCUAAAGUUGUGAAGUAUUUAUUGUUGCCAAGGUUUGCUAGAACCGUAGCUGUUUCGGGAAUGGGAUAUUUGUCACUUAUCGUUUGGGAAUUUAGUUUUCUGUAAUCGAUUACUAGUCUGUACUUGUUUGUAUUGGAUGCGUCUUCUUUUUUUGGAACUAUCCAAACUGGAGAAUUAUAGGGUGAUUUAGAUGGACGAAUUAUUCCAUUUUUCAAAAGUUUUGUUAUCUGAUUUUCAACUUCUUGUUUCAAAGCUUGGGGAUAGGGAUAGGAUUUUGAAUAUAUGGGAUCGUUAUUGUUAGUUCGUAUUUCUGCUUUGACUUUUGUGGUAAAUGUUAGUUUUUCAUCUGGGGGCUGGAAUAAAUCCUGAAAAUGAGAUAAUACGUUAAUUAAUUUCUGCUUUUCAUGUACCUGUAGGUGAUCGUUUCUAAUGUGGAUCUUGUUGACUUCUUGUAAUUGGUGCUGUAAUAAUGGAAUUUCAUAUUUGUUAUUGAUUAUUAAUUUUUCUUUUGAUGUAUCAAUGACUGCUUGCAGCUCCUUUAGCGUAUCAUGUCCGAUUAUGGCGUCAAAUGUCCUUAGAUUAUGCAUAUGGAAAAAUUUAAUAUUUAUAUUGGAAUAUGGUUUGAAUAAUUUUGCUUGUGAGUAUUUGCUGAUUUGGAGAUCUCCUCCAACUGAAGAAACUGUGAAUGGUUUUUUCACUUGAUGUGAAAUAACUGCAUAUUUCGGAUGAAUAUAGUUUUUAUUUGAGCCGGUAUCGAUUAAGAUUUUCAAUGGUUUUUUCAAUUUUCCAUAAUACAAAAAGUAAGGCAGGGUAGAUUUUAUCCUAAAAAAUUCAACUCUGCUGAUUCA